GCUACCCACCCACACGUGCAACCACCAGGCCACUCGCCGAGCUCGCUCCUUCGCCUGCCUUCGUCCCUCCAUAUAUCUAUACCUCGCUCCUCUCCUCCUUCCCAUCUCACACAAACAAACACAGAUCUGCUGGCAGCAACAACAUCCAAGAACGAGAAGUAAACACAAGAGAUCUAUCCACAAGAUCAAAAUGGCGCCGGGCGUCGGUCGCUCCAUCUCCUUCCCGCUCAGCCCGGCGAGCUCCUCCAAGCCCCGCGCCGCCGCGUGCCACGCCCGCUCCAUCAGCCUCCCGUGCCGCUCCCACCCGCUGCUAGCUCACCUGCAAAGCAAGAUCGCCGCCGUCCACGCCUGGGUCGCCGACCCCACCGAGCCAUCCUCGGGCCUCGCCCACAUCGACGCGCUCCACACCGCGCUCGCCGAGCUCCUCCUCCUCCCGGAGACCCAGGACGCGGUCCGCGGCGCAACGGCCGCAUCCGACCGCCUCCUCGACGCCUUCCUCCUCCUUGCCGACGCGCACCGCGGCUUCCAGGAGACACUCCUCGCACUCAAGGCGGACGUCGCGGACGUUCAGGUUGCCCUGAGGAGGCGCGACGCAGCCAGGCUCGCGUCCGCCGCGCGAUCUCAGCGCAGGAACGAGAAGGAGCUCGCGCGCCUCGCCGCCACCGUCUCCCCCGGCGCGGUCUUCAAGUGCGCUCGCCUGGGCCUUGGCGGCGCCACCGCCGAGGAGACCGAGAUGGCCACCGCGCUCAUGGAGGCGGCCGCUGCCAGUGCCGCGGCUUCCGCGGCCGUGUUCUGGGCGGCCGCGUCGAUAGCGGCCGCGGCGUCCUCUUCCAAGAAGACAGCGGCGUUCGCUGCCUUCGCCAAGAAAGCCGCACCGGAGACGGCCGAGGUGGCGCCGGAGAAGAUGGAGGAGCUUGAGCAAUGCAUUGAUGAGUGCGAGAGCGACAGCGAGAAGGUGUUCAGGAGCAUUAUUCGGACUAGGGUUUCGCUGCUCAACAUUCGUACUCCGGCAAUUUAGAAUGAGAAAAGGAGAAGGAAAAGCUAACUGU
Molecule: messenger RNA, 1049 nt
Organism: Phragmites australis (common reed)
Lineage: Eukaryota; Viridiplantae; Streptophyta; Magnoliopsida; Poales; Poaceae
Exons: 1
Coding region: 191-1018 (275 amino acids)
Biological process (GO): root development; shoot system development
Source: RefSeq, a predicted model, not a curated record